AUGGGCGGGGCUGGCGAAGGGGGCGGGGGCGCUGGGGCGGAGGUGGAGUCGGGGCUGAUGCUGUUCAACACCGAGGGACGGACGAAGGAGCGGUUUCGGCCCCAGGACAGGAGGAGAGUGAAAUUUUACAGCUGCGGCCCAACCGUGUACGACAUGGCCCACAUCGGAAACUUUAGGGCCUUCCUGACGUACGACGUGCUCAAGCGAUGGCUGCUCUACCAGGGUUUCGAGGUGGACCACGUGUGCAACCUGACGGAUGUGGACGACAAGAUCAUCGCCAGAAUGGCGCGCGACGGGGUGAGCCUGGAGGAGCUCACAGGCAAGUACGCCAAGCUGUUUUUCGACGACCUCGAGUCCCUCAACAUCGUCCCGGCGUCCCGGUACCCCCGCGCCACCGAGCACAUCGACGACAUCGUGGAGAUGGUGCAGGGGCUCAUCGACAAGGAGCUGGCAUACAAGGUGAACGGGUCGGUGUACUUCAGGGUGUCAAAACACGGCAAGUACGGGACUCUGGCCUGCCUCGACACGUCUGGGAUGGAGGACGGAGCGGGCGAGGGCGGCGGCGUAAAUGACGCGGCCGAGUUCGAGUCGGAAAAGGAAGAUGCCAAGGAUUUUGCGCUUUGGAAGGGGUACAAGCCCGAAGACGGGGAGGUGUUUUGGGACACUCUGCUGGGCAAGGGUCGGCCCGGGUGGCACAUCGAGUGCAGCGCGAUGGCCCGGAAGUUCCUCGGGGACACGCUGGACGUCCACGCGGGGGGUAUCGAUCUGGUCUUCCCGCACCACGAGAACGAGGUCGCGCAGUCGGAAGGUUUCACGGGGAAGCCUUUCUGCAGAUGCUGGGUGCACAACGCGUUCGUCAACGUGGACGGCGAGAAGAUGUCCAAGUCGAAGGGAAACUUCCUGACGCUCAAGAGCACGCUGGCCACCGCCCUCGACGUGCGCGCGUUCCGCUACCUCGUGGUGUCGUCGCAGUACCGGACGACCCUCGGGUUCUCCAUGAAAUCACUUCAGAGUGCCAAGAACACUCUCCGGCGCCUUGACAAGCUGCGGGUGGCAUUAGAAGCUGCUGCAGCAGCCGGGAAUGAGGAAGAGCGAGGGGAUGCUAGCGAGGUUUCCCGCGAGUUGCUCGAAGUCGUCCCCAAGAGCCUGGAAGGUUUCGAUGCCGGAAUGAACGACGACUUGAACACCCCAAGAGCGGCUGCGUCGCUGUUCGCAGUAGUCAAGGCCGGGGAGAAUGCCCUUAAGCGGGUUAGAUCUGCCAACGCUGACGGUGGCGACACUGCCGCUGCUGGAGGAAGCCCUCCGCAGUCGCUGUUGCCCCAAGUCGACGCCAAGUACUUGCUGGCGGCGCUCGAUCGCAUGGAUUCCGUGUUCGGCAUUUUCUACGAGCCCGCGGGGUACGAAGCCGCGAACACGGGCGGUGAUAGCGGGGGCGACGGCAAGGAGGCGGAUCUACCGGGGGAAAUGGCGGAACUGCUCGCCAGGCGGCUCGCCGCGCGGGAAAACAAGGACUGGGCGACCGCGGACGCCGUGCGGGACGAGAUCAAGGCGCUGGGGUAUUCUGUGAAGGACGUCAAGGGCAAAGAUCCGGUGGUGUCGCGGAUUUGAAGGAGCAGGCCGCUCGAUCCGACAAUUUUAUAGCCUAGCCGUUGCGUCACUGUCUCGGCAUUGGUGCUAGGAACCCGUGAGCCUUCCACUUGUCUCUUUUUGUGACGGCUGUUGUGUUCCCAAUUGUUUUUUGCAGGCAGAACAUACGAGUGAUCGUAUGUGCUUUCGAUAGAAGACGCUAACUGAUUUGCCUACAACCUUUGUGGAGUGCAAAGUCGGCGCCCACGAAGCAUUGAAAACAUUUUACUCGCCCUAGUAUAGAAGCGGGGGGGAACUCAGCCCCCAAACGAGGUUAAGAGAGAAAAGAGACAGCGUAUCUCCGUAGUUUCUCUGGGUCUGGGAGAGGGCCGCGGCUUCUUGUAGUCGUCCAUGGCACCGGGAUAAGGGCAAACCCUGCCGGCUUUGAUACAGAGCACCCUCUUUGGUUAUUGUCGCUGUUGACGCGCUGCUUUGCGUACCAGCUUUCACCUACGGUGUAACUUGAACGCAAUUAUCCGGAGAACUUGCAG
Ectocarpus siliculosus is the source of this 2117-nucleotide messenger RNA. Lineage: Eukaryota; Phaeophyceae; Ectocarpales; Ectocarpaceae. The record is from the annotation of a GenBank genome assembly.